Molecule: messenger RNA, 1803 nt
Organism: Drosophila sechellia
Lineage: Eukaryota; Metazoa; Arthropoda; Insecta; Diptera; Drosophilidae
Product: phosphoribosyl pyrophosphate synthase-associated protein 2
Exons: 8
Coding region: 290-1510 (406 amino acids)
Biological process (GO): purine nucleotide biosynthetic process; 5-phosphoribose 1-diphosphate biosynthetic process
Cellular component (GO): ribose phosphate diphosphokinase complex; cytoplasm
Molecular function (GO): magnesium ion binding; ATP binding; ribose phosphate diphosphokinase activity
Source: RefSeq, a predicted model, not a curated record
UCAGCUGUUCGAAUAAGUGCGAGGAUUUUGUGCAAGUUUUGUCUGAGUUUUCGGAAAAGUUCGAAUUAAGUAAAGCAGUGUCGUGAAGAAAAGAGUAAUUAUUGAUAAACGUUUAUUAAUACUUAAUAUAAUCGGCGAAUGUGCGAUUGUGCCUCUAUAUAAAACUUAUUUUCUUCGGCCUGUUAACACUGCUAAAAACAGGAUAUAGAUCUAGGAAAGAUAGAAGAGAUAACUUGAAUAUAAAUCAAUAACCGUCGAUAUAAAACAGUUAAUUCUUCGAAAAGUCAACAUGCUGCUGCAGCGGAACAAAUUAGGCAGCGUACGACCACCAAAGCGUUGCAGGAGCGACAUGGACAACACCUCCACCUCGGACAUUGUCAUCAUCAAUGGCAACUCGCAUCCGGAUCUGGCCAACAUGGUGGCCGAGCGUAUGGGCAUCAAGAAUGGGGGCUGCUCCGUGUUCCACAAGUCCAAUAGGGAGACUAUUGUGGAGAUCAGUGAUUCCGUUAGAGGCAAGGACAUCUACAUCAUCCAAACUGGCACUAAGGAUGCCAACAAUAAUAUCAUGGAGCUUCUGAUUAUGGCCUACGCCUGCAAGACUUCCUCGGCUCGUUCGAUCGUGGGAGUGAUUCCAUAUUUGCCCUAUUCCAAGCAGUGCAAGAUGCGCAAGCGCGGCUGCAUUGUGUCCAAGCUGCUGGCAAAGAUGAUGUGCACCUCUGGCCUGACGCACAUCAUCACUAUGGAUCUGCACCAGAAGGAAAUCCAGGGCUUCUUUGACAUACCCGUGGACAAUCUGAGGGCGUCGCCCUUUCUGCUCCAAUAUAUUCAGGAGAGCAUUCCCGACUAUCGAAACUCGGUGAUUGUGGCCCGCAACCCGGGUGUGGCCAAGAAGGCGAACUCUUACGCCGAGCGACUGCGUCUUGGCCUGGCCGUCAUCCAUGGCGAACAGAAGGAAACGGAUGCCGAUGAGGUCGACGGUCGGUACUCCCCUCCACCGACCAGUGCGUAUAGCAAUUUAUUAGGAAAUUCAGUUGAAAUGUGCUUACCAGCGACGCCUAGAAACUCUACUCCACAACACGCCCCAACCAGCAGCGCCCGCCAGCGAACCACCUCGGUUUCGGUGGGUGUUCCGGAGCACAUUGUCAAGGUCAAGCCACCGCUGACCAUUGUGGGAGAUGUCAGUGGACGCAUCGCCAUCAUGGUGGAUGACCUGAUCGACGAUGUACAGGCCUUCGUGGCCGCCGCUGAGAUGCUGAAGGAGAACGGUGCCUGCAAGAUAUACGUGCUGGCCACGCAUGGUCUGCUUAGCUCAGAUGCACCGCGUCAGCUGGAUGAGUCGCCCAUCGAUGAGAUCGUUGUAACCAAUACCAUUCCACACGAGAUCCAAAAGCUGCAGUGCCAUAAGAUCAAGACGAUCGACAUCUCCAUUUUGAUCGCUGAGGCCAUCCGCCGCAUCCACAACAAGGAGUCCAUGUCCUAUCUGUUCCGCAACGUAACGCUGGAGGACUAGGGGACCCACCCACUCAUAUAUCCACUCACAAGUCACAAAAAUAGUGUUGCAACCGACCCGUUUUGGGUCGUUUUUUGUUUGUUUAUCGCUUUUAAACAUCAAUUCAACGCGCGCCCAACGCUCGUUUGCUCAAAUAAAAUUGAUUGAUCCCAUAUAAUGUAGCACACUUUUAGGCCUCACACAUACUCCACACUGUCCUACAUGUUGUGCGUUCGUCUAAGGCUAGCCACUUCCUUCUAGUUCGUAAGUCAAAGCUCCCACAACUUUGUCCAAAUAAAGCAGAUUGUACUGAA